Molecule: messenger RNA, 1620 nt
Organism: Sporothrix brasiliensis 5110
Lineage: Eukaryota; Fungi; Ascomycota; Sordariomycetes; Ophiostomatales; Ophiostomataceae
Exons: 1
Coding region: 1-1620 (539 amino acids)
Molecular function (GO): 2-oxoglutarate-dependent dioxygenase activity
Source: RefSeq, a predicted model, not a curated record
AUGGCCACACUGCAUGCAGCACUGUGGGCACACUGUCUAACGGCGGCACGCCAAAUGACAGAGGAUGGCAGUGAUGACGCAAAUACUCUGUCCGGCCUCGAAGGCUGCGGCGCGCCGCUCGUCGACCUCCUCCGGCGGCAGGCCACCCGGAUUGUGCAUCUGGACGACGACGACGCGAGCCACGUGCGGGUGAACACCGCCCUCGUCGCCCGCCGCCUCGAUGACCUCAUUGACAUCGCCCAUGCCCGCUUCUACGCCUAUGCGCCCUCCGAUGUGCCUGCCUGCUGGCGGCACCUCUACACCGACGCAAGCAUCCUGCUGUUUGCAUUGCGGUGGGCCGCGUUUUGGAACAACAUAGCACGGCUCUCCGACGACGACCUUGACAAUCUGGUCCGGCCGCUCGACUUGGCGCUAAUCCUGGCCGGCGGGGCCGGUCCGCCGUCGCGCGGGCACACCUGGAUACAUGCGUCGCUGGAUUUGUUGCACUCCAUUCUAGAGGAGGAAGACAGCGGUGGAGACGGCGACGAGGAUGUGCGUGAGGAAGGCCCGCAUCCGCAGAAACGAAGACGGCUCGGCGGCGAUGGACCCAAGCACCCCCGUGCUAUGCCCGAUUUUUCCGCUGGGCCUAUGUUCAACGAGGGUGAUACAAACAGCGCAGAGACCAGAGAGAACACAGAAAACACAGAAAACACAGAAAACAGCACCUUCAUUCCCCCCGUCCGCCAUCCCGUCCCGUGCCACGGUCCGCUUGGUCUCGAAGAGUUUCAGGAGUACCUAGACCGCGACCGUGGCCGCUCAAGGCAGCCCCUUGUAUUGACGGACAUGCAGGACGACUGGCCUGCGCAGCAGCCCAGCGGCCGGCCCUGGUCGUCGCCCGCGUACCUGCGGUGGCGCACGCUCCGAGGCCGGCGGCUGGUUCCGGUCGAGGUCGGGCGGAGCUACGUGGAUGCGGGGUGGACGCAGACGAUCGUGCCGAUGGGAGACGUGCUCGACCACCUGACGGGGCGGCGGCAGCGGCGCUCCGAACUGCCCACAGCCGCGGGAACCGGCCCCAUGUACCUCGCGCAGCACACGCUUUUUACCCAAAUCCCACAGCUCCGACACGACAUUGCCAUCCCCGACGCCUGCUACACCACGACCCGAACCUGGGUCGACGACAGCGACGACGACGACGACGACGACGACAGACACAGCGGCAGCGAUGCCGAGACCGGGGCGGACGUCCUCCUCCAUGCCUGGCUCGGCCCCGCCGGCACCAUUACCCCCUUGCACACCGACCCGCACCACAACCUGCUGGCCCAGGUCGUCGGCCGCAAGUAUGUGCGGCUGUAUGCGCCGGCGAACACGCCGGCACUGCGGCCGCGGGGCUGCGAAGCGGGCGGCGUCGACAUGGGCAACACGAGCCAGGUGGACGUGGGCGUCAUGGAAGGGUGGGAUGCCGAUGCGGGCGGACACGACGCCGACGGCGAGGUCACGGACGACGACAAGGCGUCCUUCCAGUGCGUGCCUUACAUGGACUGCAUCCUCGAGCCCGGGGACACGCUGUACAUCCCCCAAGGCUGGUGGCACUAUGUGCGCAGCCUGAGUGUGAGCUUCAGUGUGAGCUUCUGGUGGAAUUAA